UUUCUUUGAUUAAAAACAUUUUUGCGGAUUUAUUUUUUUUGUUGGGCAUUUAUUUUUUAUUUACUCCUCAGACUUUUUGUGAUAUUUUUUUACAUUUAACUUCAACUUUAAAAGAAUUUUUGUUUUAUUUUUUUUUAGAUAUUCAAUUGAUCUUAACGUUAUUGGUCAAAAAGGAAAUGUUUAUACAUCAAAUAGUACCAAAGAAAGAGCAAGUAAAUUUUUUUAAAUUUUCAGCGAUUUUUUCAUUAUUAAAAAAAUUUUUUCUAAAGCAUUUUCAAUUGAUGAAAUGAUGGUUUUAAUGCAAAAAGCAAUUGAUUUUACUGGAACAUCAAUGCAAUCUUUUACUUUUCUUUAUCGUUGUAAACCAAGAAUUUAUUGGGAUUAUGUUUAUGAAAUGGGGCAAGUAUUAAAUCCUUAUUUGAAGGAUAGUAAUGGGCAGGCAGCUUGUCCUUUAAAUCAAAAUAUUGAAGGACUUUUCUUUUCUGCUAAAACUAAUCCUGAUGGUUCUUUGCCUAAUUCUUCACCAUUUGGAGAUGUUAGAAUGGUUUUGCCCGCACAUAAUUUACUUGAUCCUCAACGUGUAAAUUUAUAUUUUGCUGAUUUUUAUUGUAAUCGAGUUCCUCAUUAUGUCACUGUUGUUGUUGCAUUUAAAGAUUCUGAAGUUGAUAAAUUUUCUAAGGAUAAACUUCUUCCAUUAGACCCAUUUGACAAUCAGUUCUUGCUUCUUCAACAUACUUCAAAUUCUCAAUCUCCUUUAAAUUUUUUUGUAAACAAAAAAGUUUGGGUUGAAAUAUAUUAUACUGAAACUGUUCCUAUGAGAUGGGGACGGUUUGACAAUAUAAUUCCACAAGGUGUUGGAACUUCUAAAAUUGGAGGACUUCCACAUAACAAAAAUUGUCGUACUUGUAAUUUAUAUCCAGUCGGUGUCCCAGCCCCACCAUUACCUCACAAUUAUGAUUUAUUGAAAAAAGACCAAGCUGAUCAAAUGGUUAAAGAAGCUAUUAAUGCUAAAUUACCCGACGAGGAUGAUGAUGAUAUUGAAUGUUUGGAUGAGGUUUUUCUUUUUUUUCUUUGA
This is a messenger RNA of Meloidogyne enterolobii, 1075 nucleotides long. The record is from the annotation of a GenBank genome assembly. NCBI's taxonomy places the organism in Eukaryota, Metazoa, Nematoda, Chromadorea, Rhabditida, Meloidogynidae.